AUGACACCGCUUCGUGUUUUGAUUUGCGCUGUACCGCCCGCUCAGUUGUGUGGGGGGUCUGGUAAAGCCCUAUCCAGUAAGGGAAUCAAAACCUACACCGACAUCACGGCGAUUGGCAGGUUUCGCUUCAAGGUAUCGUUCGGAGCACCACAGGAAGCCAAAAAACUAAUGGAAAUCAACAUGGAGGAGCUAAACCUCAAGUGUUACGUCCCGAUAAUCCUCAGGCAGACAGUGGGUUUGGCUAAAGGAAUACCGAGAGAUUACAGCGAGCAAGAAUUGAUGGAAGAUCUGUUGUCGGAGGGCGAAAUUAUCAAAGUGGAAAGGAUGAAGAAAAUUGAUAGCAACAAGAAGCUAACGGAUACGGAAAACGUCAAAAUCAUCUUCCGAGGAAAGCAACUACCAGACAGCGUGUUGCUAUACGGAUGCAGGUUCAAGAUUGAACUCUACCUGUUCCCGGCGAAGCAAUGCUCAAACUGUUGGGGAUUUGAACACAGGAGAGAAAAAUGCUGGAGGACAACAAAAUGUAAGGAAUGCGGCGUUCAACACGAAGACGAAAACUGCAGGAAAAAGGCAUGCAUCAAUUGCGGAGGUCCGCACAGUCCGACGGAUAGCAAGUGCCCAGAGAAGGAAAAACAGGUACAAAUCAACGGGGGAAUGCAGUUGGAAAAAUUGACGUACAAGGAAGCAAACGAGAAAUGGAGACAAGCCAAUCAGUUCGACUUGCUGUCGAAUUUCGACGAGGAAUUUCCAGAUAUGGGUGAGCAGCGAGACGAGCAGGGUCGCUCGCAGAUAAACGCAACAAGUUCGUGUGGAAAAAAAACAGCAGAACACCACAGCAAACGGCGCCAGGCGACAAACAAGGAACUUACGCAGAUAAAGUAA
Messenger RNA from Ochlerotatus camptorhynchus, 882 nucleotides. RefSeq lists its product as uncharacterized. The coding region runs from base 1 to 882 and encodes 293 amino acids. The record is from RefSeq and is a predicted model, not a curated record. The transcript has 2 exons. NCBI's taxonomy places the organism in Eukaryota, Metazoa, Arthropoda, Insecta, Diptera, Culicidae.